AUGAUGGGGGAGGAAGCUACAGCAACCGGGGCCAUCUCCAAGCUGAUCAAGCUGCGGGACGCCCACCAGUCCAGGUACACGACUGUGCAGGACUUGUUCAUAGAGAUGCCGCAUCCCGGCGACCAGAUCUUCGCGGGGGACCUGGAGAAACACGCGAGCUACAGCGGGACGGCAGGGUGGAGGAAUGUGACCGGGGUGCUAACGGAGGACAUUCUCGCGAUGAGCGUGCAGGGAGAGAACUCGUGCAUCGACUGGAUCCCCUUGCAUGAAAUCGUGAGCAUCCACCAGUGCAACUAUAUGUCGGAGGUGAAGGAGGUGAUCGAGACCGAGAAGACGGCCCAGCCGUCUGGCACGCUUGCCCUGGUGUCGUCGUCGUUCAGCAAGGUGAGGCAGUACUCGUUCCUGAAGGAGGACAGCUCCUCCCACGUCCUCGACAUCCUCGGGGACUCGGAGGAGGCGAACUGCUUCAAGAUCGAGACGAUGGAGAUGGGCCACAACUCGGGGCGAGUCUACUUGUUCCGCUGCAGCAAGACUCACGUCUGCCGCACCUGGUUCGAGAACAUCAAGAGCGCGAUGGCGAUCGCGGCGAGGAAGAGGAGCCAUCAGCUCGUGAGCAACAUGAACAUGCAGGAGAGGCUUCUUGCCCUUGCUGACAGCAUGUACAACUCAAGGAGUUUCCUCUACUUCUCCCAGUUGAGCAUCACUUUCAGCUUCCUGCUGUCUGCUGUCGAGGUAGAGGUGAAGCCUCCCGAGGGCUCGAACCUCCGCGCCGUGUUCCUCUUUCUCAACGCUCUCAUCACGCUCCUCUUCGCUGCUGAGCUGGGGGUGGAGCUGGCAGCGUUCCGCGUCCGGCGAUUCUUCAAGAGCAUGUGGCGCAUCUUUGACUUCGUGGUCGUCAUGAGCAGCCUCAUCGCGAUCGGCGGCUGGUUUCCCGUCCUCAACCAGCUCCGCUCCCUCCGUAUCCUCCGCCUCCUCCGCCUCCUCGACCAGAUCAAGUCGCUACGGCUGAUCAUGCAGGGGCUGUCACAGGCGCUGGUUCCUGUCAUGAACACGUUCCUCAUGUUGGGGCUCGUGACUUGCGUGUACGCGAUCAUGGCGGUGGAGUUCUUCGGGGAGCGGAACAAACGAUUCUUCGGGACGUUCUCCUCCUCCCUCUUCACCAUGUUCCAGUGCGUCACUGGCGACUCGUGGGCGAGCAGCGUGACCCGCUCGCUGCUGGAUGAAGACUCGAGGAUCAGCGUCCCUACCGCCCUCUUCUUCACCUCCUACAUGCUGAUCGCCUCUAUCCUCCUCAUAAACAUCAUCGUUGCCGUGCUACUCGACGAGUUCCUCGCCACCAUGUCCAAGGCGAGGCAGGAGGAGAAGGCAAAGAGCGCUCCCCUACGAGACUUCAACUCGCUCGACCCCCUUCUCCAAGUUCUCUCGCACUUCAAGUCUCCCGAGGACCUCGACGCGUCUCUGCAAGCGAUCUUCAAGCGGCUCGACGUGGACGGCUCGGGGACGGUCUCGUUCCAGGAGACGGACGAGGGGCUGAGGAAGCUGAUGGGGCAGGGUUUCUACCUGUCGGUUGAGGACUGGCAGGAGAUGACGUCGGACCUGCAGGGCGAGGACUCGUCGCUGACGUUCAGCAGCUUCGUGCAGGUCAUGAAGGAGCAGCUCGCGCUGUUCCUUCACCGCGGGGUCAACAGAGCGCUGGAAGGAGCAGGCAAGCCUAAGGACGCCAUACUGCUGACCCUCAAGUGGCUGCUGCUCAAGGACGAGGGGAGGAAGGAGGAGGAGAAGCUGGAAGCGCUGAGCCGAACGAGCGCUGCCAUGGCGGAGGAGAUGAAGGAGAUGAAGCAGCUCAUGGUGUCCUUCAUGCAGCGGGACGCAGAGGUCGGGCAGCAGAGGCUGGAGAGGAUGAGCGAAAUGCUCGAGAAGCUCGUGGAGACAGUUGGGGGGGAGCGAACGGCUGUGCCGGACGAGGAUGGAGAGCCGCUUGCGGAGGAGGAGAAGGAGGUAGAGGAGGAGAACAAGGAGACGAGGGGGGGGGAGGAAGAAGAAGCAGAUCGAGGGGAAGAGAAGCCAGAAGAAUUCAAUCAGGAUCUGAUUAGCUUUGCUGAGGGGGAGGAAGACAGAGCGAUGAAGGAUGUAAUGGACGGAUGA
Messenger RNA from Guillardia theta CCMP2712, 2145 nucleotides. RefSeq lists its product as hypothetical. The coding region runs from base 1 to 2145 and encodes 714 amino acids. Gene Ontology annotation, molecular function: voltage-gated sodium channel activity; calcium ion binding; low voltage-gated calcium channel activity. Lineage: Eukaryota; Cryptophyceae; Pyrenomonadales; Geminigeraceae. Gene Ontology annotation, biological process: calcium ion import; membrane depolarization during action potential; neuronal action potential. Gene Ontology annotation, cellular component: neuron projection; plasma membrane; voltage-gated sodium channel complex. The record is from RefSeq and is a predicted model, not a curated record. The transcript is spliced from 3 exons.